UGUGUGUAAUUAUACAUAAGAAAUUCAAUUUUUCGUUCAGAACUUUACAUUAAAAAUUUCCUAUAUAAAGAAAUUAUAUUAUGUAUAUUAUCGGAAAUUUCUUUCAGGCGUUAAAUAUUCUUUAUUACGUAUUAUACAUAUAAAACAUUCUGACUUUUCUUAGAUUUUUAACGAAUAUAAUUUAAAAUUAUCCCCCCCCCCCCAAAAAAAACUCUCGAAAGUUAAGAGUUCCUCAUAUCAAAAGGAAAAAAUUGAAAAAAAAAAUCCUUGCUGCUGGCUUCAAGAAGAGCUUUUAAGAACCUUAGAAGAGUCUCUUUUGAUUUUCAAAAUAGCUUAUUUUCAAAGAAGACCCUUUCUCUCUACUUUCUUCAGCCUCGCUCCUCAUCCGCAAAGUCCGUUGAACUUGCAUGACGUACUCGCGAUGAGUCGACGAAAAAGUUAGAGCUGUACCAGGCGAACGCACGUUACUCGCACACAUGUACACGCACACGGUGAAAAGUGUGCCGUGACCUCGAACAAGGUCCCGUUAUCCUAGGCUUCGCCUUGAACGUCUUCGCCUUCGCAGUCUUGACUCGGAAGUCAAGCCAAGAUGAUGAUACCACUGCUUAUCGCCACCUUCCUGGUCAACUUUCCUCAUCAGCUCGCGCAAUCAGAGGCGAACAAUGGAUUAAUCAGAAUUGCUGCGGUGCUAGGGGCCUCGGUGCUGCCCGUUGGACUCGCCGCCGGACCCAGAUAUGUUCCAAAAUGGAAGAAGCAAGCGUGUGAAAUACCAGCAUCCCAACAUCCGAAUUCGCAUUACAUUUGCGACGAAGCCGGCGAAGUGAAGUGUUUGCCAGGAUGGACCGGAGAUCUUUGUGAUGUACCGAUUUGCCGCAAGGGUUGUGAUCCCCUUCAGGGUUACUGUCGGCGACCAGGAGAAUGUCGAUGCAAACUGGGUUUCUACGGCGAUCUAUGCGAUAAAUGCGUAGCUUUACCGGGAUGUCAGCAUGGAAGGUGUAACGUGAGCUUCGAGUGCUCCUGCGAUCCAGGUUGGAAAGGCAUGUUCUGUACCGAGCCCAUUUGCGCGCCCGAUUGCCUCCCCAAUCAAGGUUACUGCGAGAAACCCGGCGAAUGCAGAUGUCGUUUGGGUUGGCAAGGGCCCAAGUGCAAACAGUGCGCGGUUCUGCCGGGUUGCGCCCACGGGACCUGUCAAGGGCCCCUCGAGUGUCGAUGUGAUCCGGGUUGGACCGGACUGCUUUGUCAAACACCGAUCUGCGCGCAAGGAUGCAGCCGGGAACACGGCGGCUGCAGGCGACCGGGCACGUGUAGAUGCCGCGUCGGCUGGACGGGACCCAAUUGUACCGAAUGCGUGCCGUAUCCCGGAUGCGUGCACGGAUCUUGUAAACGACCAUGGGACUGUCGAUGCGAGCCCGGCUGGACCGGCGAUCUGUGUAACGAAAAGCUCACUUAUUGCGACGAGCAUCCUAAUGUCUGUCGAAAUAACGCUACGUGCAUCAGUAUGACUCAAGAGGAUGGUGAUUACAGAUGUGUCUGUCCCCUGGGCUACAUGGGCCGACAGUGCCAGAUCAAAACUGUAAUGCCAUCCAUGGAUUUAACACCACCGAUGCCCGACGCUACCAUCGAAUUAUCACAAGAUCAAGAUCUCGCGGACAAGCCGAGCAUCGAAGAAACUUCGAACGAGGACAAUCAAGGGAUGAAACCUCCUAAGGAAGAAGAACAGACCGCGGAACCUCUUGGACCCAUCGUGAUCACGGAUCCACCGACCACUACCAUCGUACCGGAUCCGGCCGCGACUGCGGGAAAAUGGCCAACGGAAGCGGCAACGACUGAAAGAGACGACGAGAACGAGACAUAAAAUUGAACAAGCACACGAACGUCAAUUUAUUUAUUUUGUUAUUUAUUUAUUUAUUUAUUUAGAGCCGUGCACGAUAAAGAAUUUCUCGAAAACAAUUCAAUUUCUGUUCUGUCUUAUGCGAUAAUCAUAUAGAUUAUCGCAUAAGUUAAAAGUGUCUUGAAAGAAAUUGUUAUUUUAUAAUAUUAACUGGUAAAUUUGAUCAUAUAAUUAACAAUUAUGAAGUGCGUGCACGAUAUUAUUUGUGUUUGGAGGUAUCUAUUGGAAUUGAAGGAAACAAGGACUUUAUUUUUCUAGCUUUUUCAUUAUCUUUUUAUUUACUGUUUAUUACUUUUCACUCUUAUUGUUAAUAAAAAAAAAAGCAAAUAAAACAGCGGGAAUACCUUACGAUUAUUUUUUUGUCAUGAAUUUCUAGAAAUUCCUGAAAUAAAAACUUGUCCUAUGAAAACCGACGGACAUUUCUCGUUUUAUCUAUUGAAUUUCUUCGCCAUUGUGUGGGCGAGAGAUCCUGGAUCGCGAUCUCGACUGGCGAAACAAGGAUUUUCGAGAAAGCUGUCCGACUAUCUCUGGAACCAAUUAUUGCUACGUCCAGUAGACGUAAGUAGGAUGUAAGACGCAAGAUACCUGGAGUGUAUCCUACGAAUAAGAAGAGAGAGAGAGAGAAAAGAGAAAAAGAGACACACACACACACACACACACACCGAGUCCGCGCCUGGAUACAUAAACCGCUCUCAAAGUCACGCUUCGGUGAUCACACGUUCGAUUUGAUCCCUCGAUUGUGCGUGUGCAUGUGCCGUUUUAUAGAUACGCCGCUGCGAUCGGCUUCCCACAUAAUCGAGCGCAGCCAGGAGAGUUACAUGCAUCGCUUACGUAAUACCAACGUCGGCUGCAUUUCUCCCUCCAUUUCGCCGGAUAAAGGGACGCCCGUGGAAUACGUGAGAAACCGAAUAUCGUGUUGCGAUGUAAUUGCUUUCAGAAAAAUAAUGUCUAUCUUUCAUCGCGUCUUAUAUCUUUGCAUUAUAAUUUACUCCUUGCUUAAAUUUCAUGUCAUAAUUAUUUAUACAUCGUAAAAUUAAAUAAAUGAGUUGUUUCUAGCUAAAAUAUAAGUGUAAUUAAAUUAAAGGCUGAUAUGUUAAUGUAAUUUAACGACUAAAGGAGUUAUUGGAAUUUCUCUAUUUCUUUCUCUUUCUUUUAUUUUCUAAAGAGGUUUAAUUACGGGAUUAAAUAAACGUUCACUUGUUAUAUAAUUAUAACAAAUAAACAUUUAUUUAACCUUUAAUUAAACCUCUGACAACGUAGAUUAUAAGGUUUACAUUUGUUAUAAUCUUAAUUGGAGAUUGCAUUACAUCACAUUAUGUGGACUUUUUGCAAACUGUCAAACGUUUUGUCUACAAGUUCUUUGAUCAAUUUAAAAUCAAUUUCUUUUUAAUAAAAUGUAAAAAAGAUUGAUAUUUCUCGGAAGUUAUUAACUUUCUAGAUAUAAUCUAGAUAUAAUCUAAAUAUUUUAAAUAAAUAAUAAACUAAUAUAAAUAAAUUUAUAUAAACUAAAUAGAUUUAAUCUCAAAUACUCUUUCUCUCUAUUAUAAUCCUAGCAAACAAAGUGACAUUAAACAUGACAUUUCAACGAUGUCUUAUUAAUGUUGGAGACAUUUUUUACGAUAUUUUGUUUGCUCGAAUAAAUAAUUUCAAAUAAAUUAAAUAUCUUUAUUAUUAAUUUUCUUGAAGAUAUAAACUUUUUACACGCAUGCAAAGCAAACUACAUUAAAAAUUAAAUCUUUUUUUUAACAUUUACUAUCUACUUUUACCUUCAAAAAUUUAGUUUCUUUGUAAAGAAGUUCUUAAUUUUACAUCUUAAAUAAUUCAUAAUUUAGAAAUUAUCAAUUUGUUAACGAUACGAAAGAUAACGAGAUAACAUCUUUUUAAAAUAGAAUUUAAUUCUUUUAAAAAUUUGACUGUAGAAAUAAGACGAAAAUCGAUAGAACACCCUGUAUGUUGAAGUUAAAACGAAGCAUGAAGCGCGUUCAAUCUACUCUCCUUUAUGAUAUAUUGAUUAGCCUCCAGGUACCGAUUAAACCUACCAAUUCCACAUCUUUUGUUGCACAUUUUAACGAUAAAACUGAUAAAGUAACUUUCUACACUGUUACGAUACGCAUAUAUAAAAUGCAAUAGCACGCUGCUAUUUUCAUUCUAAUCAUUCGCGGAAUGUCGGAGGGGGGGACGGAGUUUAAUUUUUUUUCUAUGAAUCCACAUUCUUACUUACUACUCGCCCAGACCAAAUCAUUAAAGAAAUUGUGUUCAAGAUACUUUGAAGUUUUAACAAAUAUUGUAGAUUUUCGUUUUUCUCGAUGUAGGAAUUUAAUGGAAUUAAAUCUCAACUAUUUUUUUUAAUUUUAAUAACUCAAUAUUAAUAUAAAGAGAGACAAUAUGAUAUACGUAGAACAGCAAUAAGCAAUACAAUCAACUAAUUGGAAAUUU
Messenger RNA from Monomorium pharaonis (pharaoh ant), 4327 nucleotides. RefSeq names its product protein jagged-1. The record is from RefSeq and is a predicted model, not a curated record. Gene Ontology annotation, cellular component: membrane. The transcript is spliced from 7 exons. NCBI's taxonomy places the organism in Eukaryota, Metazoa, Arthropoda, Insecta, Hymenoptera, Formicidae. Gene Ontology annotation, biological process: cell communication. Bases 590 to 1855 code for a protein of 421 amino acids.